GAGAGAGGAAGGGAGAGACUGAGAGGGAGAGAGAGAGAGAGAGAAGGAGCGAGUGCCACGUUGCCUCCAGUCUCCUGUGGGAAAGAACAAGGCGUCGGUCAGUCAGUGAGUGGGUGAGUGAGUGAGUGAGUGACGGGAUCCCCAGUGAGGCUCCGGUUGGACAAGUCACCCACAGCCCUAUAUCUAUAUCUACAUAUCUACAUAUAUAUAUAUAUAUAUAUUAUAGCUUCGCGCACAAAAUGCUGACCGACACCAUCGUGGAAGACUUCGAGCUCCGCGAGGAGGACGCGUGGUACCCACAGCAGGACCUGGAGCGCGACCUGCACCUGGCAGCCGAGUUGGGGAAGACUUUGCUCAAUCGCAACACUGAGCUGGAGGAAGCCCUUCAACAGAUGUACGCAACCAAUCAGGAGCAAAUCCAAGAAAUUGACUACCUGACCAAACAAGUGGAGCUCCUUCGGGAAAUGAAUGAGCAGCAUGCCAAGGUCUAUGAACAGCUGGACAGCACUGCCCGGGACCUGGAGGUCAGCAAUCAGAAGCUGGUUGUAGAGAGCAAGGUGUCACACCAGAAGAUACUUGGUCUGACGGAAACCAUUGAAAGUCUGCAGUCUCAUGUGGAGGAUAUUCAGAAGCAGAUGGAAGGGCUGAAAAAACCAGAGUUGGAUCCACUCGAGAGAGAUGCACAGCAGCGAGCCCUGAACAGCCUCCCCUGCCUGAAGGAAUUGUACGACCUUCGAAAGUAUUUUGUUUAUGAUCAUGUCUUUGCUGAAAAGAUCACAUCUACUGAGGUGUCCGUUAGUCCAAUGGAGGAGGAAAAUGAGCAGCUAAAGAAGACUCUGAACACUUUGCAAACUCAGCUGACCGUGGAGAGGCAACGGAGAGCAACAAUCGAACAAGAGUAUUCCUUGGUUCUGAGAGAGAACUCUGAGCUGGAAAAGGACGUCUCCCACUUGGACAACUACAAACAAUGCAUUCAAGAACUGGAGACCGAGGUAGUCGAACUCCGCCAGAAAAGCCAGUUAGAUAAUGUCUUUGUCAGCCUGGUGGAUAACUUGCUUCCUGAAUCCUUUUUGUUUGCUGGGAAGGAAUCGUCUGAUAUCAUACACGUUCCUGCAACCAAGGCUCACCUGAACGGGCCGAGUUCUAAGCUGGAGGCUGAUGGCACAGUGCUGAAGCGAAGCUCUAGCGAGACAAUGCUGAAAAUAGUUUCCGAUGAAGACCUGAUCCAAGGCCAUGAACAGACCUGUAUUCGGCGGGCGGAAGCCGUAAGGAAGCGAGGCAUUUCCCUGUUAAAUGAAGUGGACGAACAGUACAAUGCCCUACAACUCAAGUACGAGGAGCUACUGAAGAAGUGCCAGAUCCCCGAGGGGUCUUUGACCAACAAGGCUGUUCAGACCAAGCACCCGUCUCCACAUCAGUCUGAAAACGCCGCCCAAUACGAGCGAACGCCCAGCAGUGGAGAGCCUGGGGCUGGCAUCGCUGAGCUGGCUGCCACCACCACACAGGGGGCAGUGGUCAAAACCACUGGCCCACUGGGCAUCGCCCAGCCUGAAUACAAAGUUCUAUUCAAAGAAAUUUUCAGUUGCAUUAAGAAAACAAAAGACGAGAUCGAUCAACACCGGAUGAAAUAUAAAUCUACUGCACAAUCUCAGAAGAUGUAACCUGUUGGUUGCAAAACAGGAACCGAAAAGCACCAGUAUUGUCGAAUUUUCGGGCUGGUGUGAACUAAAACCACAGAAAACCUCAUAACUUAUUUGAAGAAAAACUUGCAUUGCAAAAACUCAAAACCCAUUACUGCAAAGAGAAAGAUAAUGGACUGGGGUUUCCAGAAUCUCAAGUUAAUGUGACUACUAUGUAUAAAGCUGUUUAUAAUAGUCUAGCAUAGAUGCCCGAAUGUCUUUCUAUCUAAUCAGAGGGAAGUCAGAUUGGAUGAAUGUGUUUGUUUUGGAUACUUCUGCCUUAAUGGUAGUUUGUACAGUGACUUGUAAAAUCUGUCCAUGUGACAAAGUGGCAGUUGCUCAGAACUGCUAAUGCUUUUGUACUACCUAAAAUCAUUUAUAAAUGGUAAAUGCGAAUUUCAUGGAGAAACUGCAUACAUUCCAACAGUUUAUUUACUCAGUGCAACUUGGGUAGUUUAUUCUAUCAUGUUUCCAUUUGCACAAUGUUAAAGCAGCAGGAAAAAUAUAGUGAAAGCUCCCAAUCAAUAUCUUGCACAUUCCAGGGAAAGAUGUUCCUAAAUGCUCCACAGGCUGGUUGCAUGCUUCACAGCUACCAAGUUGCAGGGGCUGAGAUUCAUCUUGACGCAGGGUGUGUUUUGCAAUAAUGGGCUGUCAGUUAAGUUAUGGAUGUUAAUGUUAGGCAAACUGUGCUACUGUUAAAUUCAGUGAACCAGGACUUUGGGGACAGAUUGCAGUAGUUGAUUCAUGUUGAGUUUUUGUUUGUGCAAUGUAUUCAUUGCUUUCUAAAUUGUUCUAAAUUCUGUGCAAUUUGAGGCACAGCAAAUGGCUGGUUAUAAAAGUGCAAUUCUGACUUGUGGGUGGAUAUACCACAUGCUCCAGACAAAGGAGAUCCCAGGUUUAAUCCCUGUGUUUUUUUUAUGAACAAGCCAAUCUUUGAUGGGAGCAACUAGCGGGGAAAGGGUAGUUUACAAGAAUGUCCCUGGUUUAGGGCUGAUGGGGUGGGCUCCUGUUAUGAUUGCUGAUGGUGUCAUUAGUGCUUAGUGGCAUAAGCAGUGAGUACUAGAGGUCAUCAGUGCUUUUGAGACGAGUGUCGGUGUGAAUCACUGCCCUCAGAAUCCUGGGUGGGGGGAACAGACCUCCGUUUUUUUUAAAAAAAAGAAAAUUCACAGCAACUUAAUGCAGUGGAUGUAGAUAAUUAGUUAAAAACAAAAUGACCAGAGUAAGGAUAAGAGACCAGAUAAACUGUUCAAUCACAUUGAACACCUCUGACCUUAUAGCAGCAGACACUCAACUGUUUGCAACUGGAUUUUUUGUAACAUUUUGCACUUUUGAAUAAUUUCUUGAAACGGUUGCAAAUAGUUUUCUGCACUUCCUAAAUUGUCUUUGUGUGCGUGUGUCACUUGCUUUAUUGAAAAGGCUUCUGUGAAGGUAGGGUAGAUCAAGUGCCAAGUGGAAACUCAUUUGACUCACACAUGGUGCUAAAUGUUAGAGGUAAAGAUUCAGCCCGUAUUAGUUUGAACACAGUCACUUGACUGUUGAAUUGAUGUUCAAAAUGUCUAAGUUUAAUUUUGAUCUACACUUCCAAUUCUGUACUUUAAGCCUUUUUUAUAUAAAGACUGUAAAAUACUUGGAACCAGUCUGUCUUGUGACUAUUGCAGUAUUUUGAACCUGAUCCUUGAAUGUCAGUAUUUAAAGCUUUAAUAAACUUUGUUCAGAUUUG
This is a messenger RNA of Callorhinchus milii (elephant shark), 3399 nucleotides long. RefSeq names its product cerebellar degeneration-related protein 2a (gene cdr2a). The record is from RefSeq and is a predicted model, not a curated record. The transcript is spliced from 5 exons. Bases 240 to 1661 code for a protein of 473 amino acids. Lineage: Eukaryota; Metazoa; Chordata; Chondrichthyes; Chimaeriformes; Callorhinchidae.